AUGAAGCUUGAGGCUCAGGACCCCCAAGAUGGGGCCCCUUCUCCCAUUGCACACAUCCUGGUUCAAUGUCAACUAGGUCUGACCGUCACGAGACUCGACCCAGCCCCAGAAGGCGCGGUCGAUACUUCCAAGGCCGGAUUGCUGAAGGAACUUGUUACCGAAUGGUUGGGCUCACUGCCCCCAGCGUAUCGUGAAACAGAUCCAGAUACUCGCUGGGAUGAUCAGCUUCUGUACAUCCCUCUUCAACGUCGACAACUGCAUGCCAUUGGAUAUAUGACCAUGUUCGGACCUUUCAAACCUUACCUCACCAAGGUCUAUGAUUCUUCUAGUACGGGAGCUGACAGAGCUAGCCGAGAGGCUGCUGUCGACGUUGGUCUUCAUUUGAUGACGGUUUCUCGUCGGUUAUUUGACCAAGUAUUCCCUAUCAAUGCGAAGUUCCAUAUUGUCACUUUCCUGAUAUUUGACACGGCAGCCUUCUUAUGUUCUGCUAUUAUCCAUGACAAAGACCAUAGUCUUCCUCGGCACGAGGAGGUUUUUCGGUCUGUCAGGCUUGCUUGCUCUUUGGUCAAACAGCUCUCACCCAUCACAAAAACUGCGGCAAUAUGCUACCCAGUCCUGACAAAACUCGCAAACAGCCUCAGAAAACCGGCGAAGAAGGCAAGCCCGGGGCCUGUGGCUUCAGAUUCUAUCUCUCAAUUAGAUUCACUGGCUGGCUUAACGCCCGAGUCAUCAACUGAGACAAUAUCACCAGACGCAUUAGGUGGCUCUUCAGAGUCGAUAGCUGCAACUGAUGUGUUCUUUCCGGCCUCACUCGACUUCCCCGUACAAGCCAUGCUUACACCACCAAUAACAGGCGUCAGCGACUUUUCUGACAUGGAUAUUGGACAAUUUGACCAGAUAUGGGACUGGCAGGACCUUGACCUGAAUUUUUUGCCAGAAAUGCCUGUACAAUGA
Messenger RNA from Penicillium chermesinum, 954 nucleotides. RefSeq lists its product as uncharacterized. Bases 1 to 954 code for a protein of 317 amino acids. NCBI's taxonomy places the organism in Eukaryota, Fungi, Ascomycota, Eurotiomycetes, Eurotiales, Aspergillaceae. The record is from RefSeq and is a predicted model, not a curated record. The transcript has a single exon.